This is a messenger RNA of Aegilops tauschii subsp. strangulata, 402 nucleotides long. NCBI's taxonomy places the organism in Eukaryota, Viridiplantae, Streptophyta, Magnoliopsida, Poales, Poaceae. The record is from RefSeq and is a predicted model, not a curated record.
AUGGCCAGCCAGGCGCGAGGGGGGGCAAGCGGGCGCGACUUGGGCGUCACGGGGAGGCCAGAGAUGGGCGAUGCGGGGCGAGGGGCGAGGCCCGGCGAGCGGUGGCCGGCGCGGGCGGCUGCGGUGCAGGCGGGCGGGAAGCUCGAGAUGCGGGGUGGGUCCAGCGGGCAGGGGAGGCGCAGCAGUACGGGGCUACGCGGCGAGCGCGAGCACGAGGAUGCGGCGGGGUGUGUGGGCGGUGGCCGGCGAGGCGGGAGCUCCGGCGGGGUCUGGCGCGCGACGGCUGCCGCGAGUGGCCCAGGGACGUGGGCGCGCACGGGAGCGGAGCUCCAGGUGCGACAGCAGGACGGGUGCCGGUGGCUGCGGGGGUCGGGCGGAGGCGGCAGUGGUAGCAGCACUUAA